AUCUGGUAUAGCGGUCCCGUAUAAGAUGCUGCGGUUCCGGCAGACCGGAGCAAUUGCUUGAACGGGCUCACUACCUAGGUAGGACUGUUUGUUCGAGUAUAUUUGAUCCCGGCUACCGACGCUCUGGGUUUGCAUUAUUUUGUCCUCGUCGAAGGUACACUGCAGCCGGUGGACCUAGUAACGUAUCCGCCUUCAAAAAUGGCUGCUCCACCAAUCAAACACAAGGCCCUUCUCAACGUAGAUCUGGGCGAGGCUUAUGGGAACUAUGUGUGUGGUCCGGACUUGGAGCUUCUACCUCUCAUAGACCAUGCCAAUAUUGCAUGCGGCUUCCACGCGGGCGACCCGUUGAUUAUGCAAGAAACCGUCCGCAAUUGUAAGAAAUAUAAUGUCAAAGUCGGCGCUCAUCCAGGACUGCCAGACAUUCAAGGGUUCGGUCGCCGUGAGAUUAAGAUGAGUCCGGAGGAAUUGACGGCCAUCACCGUCUACCAAGUCGGCGCUUUGAAAGGUUUCCUCGACAGAGAAGGCGUACCGCUACACCACGUCAAGCCGCAUGGCAUUCUGUAUGGCAUGAUGUGCCGGGAUUACGAGAUUGCCAGAGCAGUCAUGGAGGGCAUUCCUAAGGGAGUUCCUGUCUUCGGCUUGCCUGGCACCAACAUGGAGAAGGCGGCCAAUGACCUUGGGAUCACCUUCUGGGCCGAGUUGUACGGCGAUGUCAAAUAUGACAACCAGGGAAUGCUCGUUAUUGAUAGGAAGAAGAAGCCGUGGAAUUUGGAGGAUGUCAGGAAGCACGUCAGUCAGCAGCUGAAUACGCAGUCGGUGACUGCAACGGAUGGCAGCACCGUGAAGCUGCCCGUCAAGGACUAUCCCAUCAGUAUUUGCUGCCAUUCUGACUCGCCAGGCUGCCUUGGCAUCAUCAAGACCACGAAAGAGGUCAUUGAUGAGUUCAAUCAAAAGCAUGGAAGAUAAAAGCUGGCGCUAGGGAUUUGCAAAGCAGUAUUGAAGAGAGGGUCAGGCAAGUCGACGCUUUACAGAACCAACCUGAUAAGCAGCACUGCCAUUAAUCAAAUUGUCCCUUUUGAUAACUAUCCGAUAUUUAGGUCCGUCAUAAUAAUCAUGAACAGCACAACUUCAACAUGAAUUUCUUGGAAGUCCAAA
Exophiala dermatitidis NIH/UT8656 is the source of this 1155-nucleotide messenger RNA. RefSeq names its product lactam utilization protein lamB. The record is from RefSeq and is a predicted model, not a curated record. Gene Ontology annotation, biological process: carbohydrate metabolic process. Lineage: Eukaryota; Fungi; Ascomycota; Eurotiomycetes; Chaetothyriales; Herpotrichiellaceae. The transcript has 3 exons. The coding region runs from base 199 to 966 and encodes 255 amino acids.